Messenger RNA from Magallana angulata, 2451 nucleotides. RefSeq lists its product as uncharacterized. Gene Ontology annotation, molecular function: zinc ion binding; nucleic acid binding. NCBI's taxonomy places the organism in Eukaryota, Metazoa, Mollusca, Bivalvia, Ostreida, Ostreidae. The record is from RefSeq and is a predicted model, not a curated record. The transcript has 2 exons. The coding region runs from base 1144 to 2451 and encodes 435 amino acids.
CAUGUGUAACAAACUAAAAUUCGUUGUGUAUAAUUAUAAUUCCCCUUGGUUCACCUUUUCGGUUUAUCCUUUGGAGAGCCCCUUGUUUUAAUACUUUGACCCUUGGUUACCGUGGUAACAUAUCAAUCCUGUGGGGAGCCCCUCGUUGAUACCUUAAAUAGUUGGUAAAAGUAUGCACGGGCAGUACCCGGGAACAUCAGCCGAUAGACGUGGUCGUCAUCCCGUCUAGUGCUCAGGGGCCUGUUUUAGAAAAACAUCAGGGUCUUUUCUGCCUUGUUUUGCUGUAAAUUUCCCCGUCCCUACAGAACGUCAAUACCUGUCAGGGAAGGAGGGUUCUUGGGUGCUGAAAUAUUUCCGGCUCCUGUAUUUAUGAGUAGCCGUUUCCAUUUUCAUGGGAUAAUUUAUAGAGACCGCUGUUCUACAGUGAGUGAGUGAACUACGGCGGCCCUUUCGACACAUCUCUAAAACUACUUAUGAAUUUAUACCUGAGGGUGAUCCUCGCAGUUUUACCAAUUUAUAAUCGUCAAUGCAGAUACGUGCUUUAACUUAACAUUGUGAAAGUUUGAUAUUUAUAUAAUUUGUGUCAUUUGAAAACUUAUAUUCUGUUUAUUGAGUUUAUUGAAAGAAACCUCCAAUCAGCGUGGACGAGGCCAUGGGUUAUUUACAUUUCCAAGGAAAACUUUCGUCUAAUGAAGCCUCGAUAGACCCGUGCAGCAUGUGAACUUUCUACAUGUACUUCAACUUAGUUCUGGUGGUUUCCGAUAUACCUAAACCUGACUGUAACCACGUGUUCACCUGAGGGUUCUUAAACACCACGUGCACCGGAACCGGGCUGACUAUAUAGACUUUUCCUUCAUUUCAUUAUUUAAUUUGUAUAUUUUUGUUUGUUUGGUUUUUUCUCGUUGAGUUUUCUGUUUAAUUUUAUUUUAUUUUGUUAUUAAAUAUUUUGUUAAAAAGUUCAUACUUGUUCUGUUGAUUUAUGUAAGUUCAUCAGGAUGCAUAAUCACACAUCCUCACAAAUGGUGGCAGCGGUGGGAUGCAUCUGAGCUUGCAUAAAUCAAAAGAUUUUCUUGUGUUUGCAUGUUAGAAAUUUUGACUUUGAUAUUUCUUAUUUUUGUAUGUUUCAGCGCAUAAACUUUCACAAUGUCACAUAUGCCGAAAUGGAUGACCGAGCUUAUCGCGAAAGGGUCAAGCGUCAAGGACUGUUUAGAGGUGUGGCGUCAGGAGCAGGAGGCAAUGAGAGCUGAGAGAGAGUCUGCUAGGGCUGAAAGAGAGGCAGUGAGGGCAGAGAAAGAAGCUGAGCGAGAACUUGAGAAAGUAAGGUUAGCUCAUGAAAGAGAGGAGCGUCAAGCUAAGAGAGACAGAGAUAAGUGGGAGGCUGAGAAAGAGAUUAAGUUGAAAGAGUUAGCUCUUAAAGAAAGAGAGUUAGAAACUGGUCACUCCCCUCAGAGUGUUCAAACUCCUAGUGUAAAGUUGCCCAAAUUUGAAGAAGGUCAAGACCCUGAUGUUUUUCUAAAAUCAUUUGAGAAAAUAGCGGGCUUACAAAAGUGGGAUAAAUCUCAAUGGGCGGUUCGUUUAGUCCCCAUGCUAUCGGGUAAAGCUCUUGAGGCCUAUUCUAGAUUGUCAGAUGAGGAGAGUGAUAAUUACGAUGCUAUCAAAACUGCUAUUCUGAAAAGGUAUGAAUUGACUUCAGAGGCUUAUCGGGAUAAGUUUAGGAAGUGUAGACAGUUCAGUGAUGAGUCAUUUAAAGAUUUUGUUGUUCGUGCAGAAAGGUUCUUUCACCAUUGGUGUGAUAGGGAGGAUAUUGGGUCAGACUUUGAAUUGUUGUUUGAUUUGAUUUUGAGAGAACAGGUGAUAGGAAGUUGUUCAAAUGAUUUGCAAUUGUGGGUUCGUGAGCAUACUCCAAAGUCUAUCAAAGAUGUUAUAACUUUGUCGGAGUCAUUUCAGGUUGCACAUAAAGGCAGUAAUGCAGGUGGUGGACGAGGUAACGCAGGGGAAAAGCCGGGUCCCAGACCCAAUAAGUUUGGUUCAGGUCAGUUCCAAAGGGGUAAGCAUGUCUCGCCAUCAGAGCAAAGUAAAACAUGUUACAAGUGUACCCGGGUAGGACAUAUUGCGCCAAAUUGUCCUUUGCGUAGUACAUAUCAGUCGAAACCUCCUUUUAAUCAAAACCACCCAGGGAAUCAAAAGUCGAAAGAGCGGUUUGGUUUGUGUCUUGAUGAAAAUAUGAUAGUUUCUGAUCAGGGUGAUGGUGUUAAUGAGAAUAAGAUGGUUGUUAAGUUGUCUGGCGUAUCAGCUACUGAUGAGUCUAGUCUUGAAACAUGUUGUGAAUCGGGUCUAGAUUUGGUAAGUGGGGAAGUUGGUGAAAAAGUUGUCUCAGUUUUGAGGGACACUGGAUGUUUGUUAAUAGUAAGUUGGUUUCAGAUGAUGAAAAAACGGGGAGAACAAAAGUAA